Aphanomyces astaci is the source of this 1568-nucleotide messenger RNA. RefSeq lists its product as hypothetical. The transcript has a single exon. Lineage: Eukaryota; Oomycota; Saprolegniomycetes; Saprolegniales; Verrucalvaceae. The record is from RefSeq and is a predicted model, not a curated record. Bases 38 to 1564 code for a protein of 508 amino acids.
UGCGUCCGUGGGAAAGGCCAGCGACCGAGCGACCAAUAUGCUGGCUGCUCCAGACACCCAAGUCCAUAGCACCACUGGCCAGAUGCAAGCCAAUGCGUCGUCAAUGCCAAUCUCUCAACUGGACGUUAGUGGUGGCCUGGUCAAGGCAACCGUGGCGACUCAAUCCGAUGAGGCAACGACGACCCCAACGUCCGUAUCGCCACACAUCACCUUGGAUUGGGACGUCACUUACAUGGCAAACCAUGCAAACGACGUCAGUCUUGGCGAUGUCUUGACUUGCCAGGAUUCUGCCCCUUCCACAACCUCAUGCGGAGCGAACAACCUGGACGUUCCGCCGUCUUCCUGCAGAUCAUCCCCGUCUGAGCCAACCAUGUGCAGGUUUGUGCCCAUGGAAACUGUUCUCGACGACACGUCUCGGAAAAUGUACUCAAUUGUGAGUUCCCAUCUCGCCCACUGCAAGAGCAGCCUUGAGAGCGACCCAUACACGACCACGCUCCAACGCAGGUUAGACCGCGCCGACCAGCGCAUUCACGAGCUUGAAGUCGACAACGGGCGCCUCAUCGAUGCCUUGGCGACCGCAGACGAUUUGAGCAAACGUAUUGCAGAAGAGAACGCGUCACUCAGGCAAACGCUGGAUGCAUCUCGACUCGAUGGACUCUUGCAUCAAGCCAACGUCCAGCACGUCGAAUCACUGCGUCAUGAGCUCACCGCCCUACAAGAGCAGCAAAACCUGCCCAUUCAUCCAUCGCAACCACCGUCACAAGAGCAUCAGAAGCAGAAUCCUGGCUCGAUGUGGCCGCCAGAGAUCCACAAUAAGCUGGCCCACGUCGACAGGUUGCUCUACCUCCUGCAGUCGGCCACGUCGUCGCCCCGUACCAAAACCUUGCCCAGUGAAUCAAGUUCGUUGCCACAGAGCGAGAAUACGCUGGCUCAUGGUCAUCCCAGUUGGCAGCAGUAUUACCCUUCGCAGUAUGACGUAGGUCAUGCCAUGGAAGCCCGCAUCCACCAGCUCUUCCAGGACAUGCACAUGGCAUCCCAGCAAGUGAUUGAGUUCCAAACGACCAUGUCGGAUCAAGCUCUAAACCAACUCCUUGACGUGGAAACGGUGCUUCGACGUGAGCUGGACACGCUCACGGCGGGCAAACCGACCCAGGUCCCUUGCAAGGCCACUGCCACCAGCCUCCCCAUCGAGCGGUUUCGAAAGUGCACCGUGCCCGACUGCCCCAAAGGCGUCCGGUCCCGCGGUUUGUGUAAAGGCCACGGCGGCGGCAAGCGGUGCGAAGUCCGCGGCUGCGUCAAGUCCAACCAGGGCGGCGGGUUCUGCAUCGCCCACGGCGGCGGCCGCCGGUGCGCCGUCGACGGCUGCAAAAGUGCCGCUCAAAUCCAAGGCACCUGCAAAGCCCAUCGUCAAACCAGUGCCGCUACACGCCAAAGCAAGAGUAGAAGUACCAGUCCAUGCCAGCAACAAGCUGGGGAUGCACGAGCAGGGCAUGACGUUCAAGCAGGGGAAUAUAGGAGACGUGUGAUGCACCACAACGACGACGGACACGCAACCUCUACAUGACAAC